Arabidopsis lyrata subsp. lyrata is the source of this 2376-nucleotide messenger RNA. Its product is annotated as putative ALA-interacting subunit 2. The record is from RefSeq and is a predicted model, not a curated record. Lineage: Eukaryota; Viridiplantae; Streptophyta; Magnoliopsida; Brassicales; Brassicaceae. The transcript is spliced from 8 exons. Gene Ontology annotation, cellular component: Golgi apparatus; endoplasmic reticulum; plasma membrane. The coding region runs from base 303 to 1334 and encodes 343 amino acids.
UUUCAAAUUCAGUCCUCAGUUUCUAAAAGUUUUGGUACAUUUCUCCUUUUUUUUUUUUUUUAAGUUCAAACUUUGUUUUUUCAACUUUUUCAUGUUCAUAUACUUUUAAUUUUAUUGAAGAGAAAAAAAAAUAUUUAAUUUACAAAUUCAAAAACAAAAUCUUAGAUCAGGUGAAUCUACCUGAGACCACGCGAUUCUAGAUCGAUCCACCGGUGAGAGACGCCGGAGUUUUUAUCCCCGCCGCGAAGAGAGGAAACCCUUUCUUCUUCCCGAUGUAUUGGUGAAGUAAUCGAGAGGGGACAAUGAUGGAAGUGGAAGGAUCGAUGAAUCGUGCUCCUGAUCAAUCAUCCUUCUUACGAUCGAGACGAUCCAAAGCUCUGUAUCAGUUUAAGCAGCAGAAGCUCCCAGCUUGUAAGCCAGUCUUAACACCAAUAUCGGUUAUAACAGUGUUUAUGUUAAUGGGUUUUGUUUUCAUUCCCAUUGGCCUCAUUACUCUUCGUGCUUCUCGUGAUGCUAUUGAAAUUAUAGACCGGUAUGAUGUUGAGUGCAUUCCUGAAGAAUAUAGAACCAACAAAUUGUCGUACAUAACGGAUUCAUCUAUCCCAAAGAAUUGUACUCGUUACUUGAAGGUACAAAAGUAUAUGAAAGCUCCCAUUUUUAUCUACUACCAGCUCGAUAACUACUAUCAAAACCACCGCCGGUAUGUAAAGAGUAGAAGUGAUCAGCAACUUUUACAUGGACUGGAGUAUAGCCACACAAGUUCUUGUGAACCCGAGGAGUCAUCUAAUGGUCUCCCAAUUGUUCCUUGUGGGUUAAUCGCUUGGAGUAUGUUCAAUGAUACAUUUACGUUUUCUCGUGAAAGAACGAAACUGAAGGUGAGCCGGAAUAACAUUGCGUGGAAGAGUGACCGCGAGCAAAAGUUUGGAAAGAAUGUGUAUCCUGUCAAUUUCCAGAAUGGAACUUUGAUUGGUGGAGCAAAGUUGGAUCCAAAAAUUCCACUAAGUGACCAAGAGGACUUUAUAGUGUGGAUGCGAGCAGCUGCUUUGCUAAGCUUCCGGAAAUUAUAUGGAAGAAUCGAAGAGGACUUGGAGCCAGGAAGUGUUGUUGAAGUAAAUUUGAUGAACAAUUACAACACUUAUAGCUUUAGUGGGCAGAAGAAGCUUAUUCUUUCCACAUCGAAUUGGUUAGGAGGAAGAAAUGAUUUCCUGGGCAUCACCUACCUUGUCGUUGGUUCCUCUUCCAUAGUCAUAUCCAUCAUCUUCAUGUUGCUCCAUUUGAAAAAUCCAAGGCCUUAUGGCGACAAUUCGUGGAACAAGAAAAGCCUUGCAAGUUGAGAAGCUGUUACAUUCUUUCUCUAACAGAUUCAUAUUCCAGGUUCAUAUAUAUUCCUACAUACUCAAGAGCUGUACUUUGUCUAUAUAUAUGAUCAUCUAGGUUUAAGGAGUAUAUAACUUAUGUAUGAGCCUAUAGUUCUAGAAAACUGAUAAGGUUCCUCUGUUUUCUUUAUGACCCUUUUUGUGUUCGGAUCUCGGGUUCUAAAAAUUAAUGAUAAUUGUUUGACCCUUCUUUUACUCUUAAACCUCUAAUGUGAUGGGUUUAUUUGGGUAUAUCUUUUUUUUAGAGCCUCUAAGUUUAGAAAAUCUAACUAAAGCAUUAUAGAGAAUGCAUCAUUGGCUAUCUGCAAACCGUCCAUUUUUUUCAUCCAUAUCCCGAAAAAUCCUCAUGUUUUCUUCUCAGUUUUCCAUAUUUGUCACCUUAAGUAUCUCUAUUUAACCUCUCCCAUUUGUCUCCUCCACAUCAUAUGCACCUCUAAGUUCUCCCAUUGAAAGAUCUUUCAUUCAUUUAGUCAAAAGCAGCACCUUUCAAUCUUCCUCUGCCCUUGUCACCCCCGUAGAAAAUCCGUUUUUUUUUCCUUUCUCAAACUAAACCCGUGUUUUCCUUCUGCUGCAUUGGAUUGUUGUCGGGGAAAAGAAAACUGGGUGUAAGAAAAAAAAAUGGCCAAGGAAAUGAGGUUUGUUCAAACAUGGGGAGAGGUAGCACCAAGGCUUAUUGCAUCUCACCAGAAACAACAACAGCAAUUCUCAGACUUGCCAAAGCUUGAGACGAUUUUUGAAGAAGGAUGCUGCGUCGAUAGUCUUACUGUUAGGGCGCCGAAGCGGAUUGUAAUCUUUCUUCCUCUUGCACUCUCAAUGAUUUUGUACAUGGUGUUGCACAAAAGUAUCAUAGGUUAUUGAUUUGACUGUCUAUUGGUUUUGAGACUUUUUUAAAUAUGUGAUGAUGAGAAGAAGAGAAUGUUCUGAACGAUAAAAGAGAGAGAUUGGAAAUGUUGUUAAUGGUGGAAAGUUGAUGACAAAUCUCAAUAUGAAUUUAGGUCAA